Trichomonas vaginalis G3 is the source of this 528-nucleotide messenger RNA. RefSeq lists its product as uncharacterized. The record is from RefSeq and is a predicted model, not a curated record. NCBI's taxonomy places the organism in Eukaryota, Parabasalia, Trichomonadida, Trichomonadidae. The annotation marks the transcript as partial. The transcript has a single exon.
AUGCAAGUCAGAAAUAUUCAGAACAUAGCACCGAGUCUAACUGACAAGAGUAUAAAGAUAUACUAUGAACAUGUUAUGAUGAAACCAACCAAAAUUCAAGAAAGUCAGUAUACUUAUGAAUAUCCAAGAUACUGGGUAGAGUAUGUAGGAGGUGAGAAAGCUAUUGAAAUCAGACAGGUUCGAAGUAUUCCAGCAGGAAGAACAAUAUUAUUGAAGAACUUUAAUGUUUUGAGGUAUAAUGAUGAAACAAAGAAGCAAGAUAGUUUCCCUGUUGCUGUGUAUGUGAACCUAGACACAGGAGAUGACAUGAAAGUUUUUAACACAAAGCUUCAAACGGUAGUGAGAGAACAACUUACUGCGGAAGGACAUCCAUUACCUUCAGAAGUUACCAUAGCAUAUAAUUUUGAAACAAACUCAAUAGAUUUUAAAGUCAUCUCUGCAAGGAAGUCAGGUUUUACAUUUAAUGAAGCAGAUGUAUAUUCGAAUGAAAACUUCAAAGCUAUUGCAUGGUUAGAUAAUGACGAUUGC